CUGGUUAAGUGUGUUAAUCGACUUCUUGACUUCAUACACACGGCUCAAGUUAGAUAGGUUGCCAUACACCUUUUGAAGUGUAUCCCACAACUCUUUAGAGCUCUCACAGUAACAAUAAGCUUCCAAAAUAGAUGGUUCAAGGCUGUUUUGGAUGAUGGACAACACCAUGAGAUCCUCUUGACCCCAUUUCCUAUCAUCUGCCAAGACCAUUUCAACACCAUCUUUCUCUUGGAUGGUUUUCUUAGGGACUUCACCAAUAGAAACAUGGUUCCAUAGACCCCUUCCUCCAAGUGCGGUUUUGACCAUUCUGGACCAUAACAGAUAGUUUACUCCCUUUAGGGUAACUGGAAUCAUCACCAUCUUAGAGUUCUCCAUCUUGAAGAGCUAUUAAUCAGUGGGAAAAGAGUGUAUAUAAGAAAAGGUUUGAUAAACGAGAUGAAACAGAGUGAAUUGCGGAAGACAAUAAAGGUUUCAAGAGCUUGUAUGCUCUGAUACCAUGUGAGAAUUUGAGUGUUAGGAGUUUAGAAUGUAGAAAGAGUAACUAGUUUAGAUAGAUUGUGAAAUCUGGGAUGAGAGAAAGAGAGUUUUGAGAGAGAAGAGAAUAGUAUAGAGGAGUUUAUUUCUCCCUAUAUUAAAUCUAUUACAAGAGUUGUCUAUUUAAGCUUACAAGAAUAAUGAUAAAGACAAGACAGAUUGUCUCAUCUCUCCAACAGCUAUAUUUUCAAAUUUUGAAUCUGCCAACUGCCACAAUCACUAGCUCAUAGUUUCUGGUCACACAAGUAUAGUUGACCCCUUUUUCUUCUUCAUGUCAACAAGUAGUUAGUAUUAGCCUACUAGGGUGUUGCGUAUUGUUGCUGUAGCCAUUAAGGGUAUAUGCGUCCCAUUUUUAUAAUUCUGCUACGGAAGGCCUCUUUUUUGGAAAUUAUUAAAACAAGUCUUAUAUUUGUCUAAAUCAUUUUAAUUGGUAAUAUUGCUGAUCUAACCCCUUUUAUGGUAAGACACAUUGAUUAGUACUACUAGUAAUAAAUUGCGAAUAUAUGAAAAAGAAAGUUAAAGAAGUUUAUGGAAAGAACGUUACGGAGUAUUAUUUAAAAAUAGAACCCACCCUAAAUUGGCUCAAUUGCAUCGGUUUUUAGGCAAAACACUGGCUCAAAGCUUUCCACCUUCAACCGCAGGCGAUAUCACCUAUAUCAAUAGAGGUUUGUUUCGUUUUUUUGUUUCGGUUAUUUUAUAUUUUUAAAAGCUCGCCACAAAUCCCACAAUUAUGAAUGUUUAUUGUUCUUUGGCCAGAAUCUCUUUCAGAUUGUGCGUAUUGGCUUGUGAAAGAUGAAGUUCAGUUUAAAAUGUAGAAAUGUUCCAUUGUAUUACGCCUAAUUGUUAUAAAAACUUUUAUCAUCACACACCAUUUCAGCAUAAUCACCUAACAAUCCUUGCUAUAUCAGUAGUAUUCCUUAUUUGCAGUGCAAUUUGGUAGUUCUAAUUAAACAAUAUAAACAGUCUUAUUUGCUAAUACUAGAAGUCCAAUUUGUUAACAGAAGUAUUUAUCAUGAUUCAUUGCCUGCCCGGCUAUGCAUGUUAUGUACUAAAAACCAACUAAUUAAUGAAGAUUAUCAGUGUAAUGGCCAGUGUUUGUCGAAGAAAGACCACAUCAGGCGAAAGAGAGGACUUAAUAAGUCAACUACCAGCGGAACUGAAGGAAUCAAUUCUAGAAUUGUUGAACAUGCGUGAAGCUGCCAGAAUGGCUCUUCUUUCAACUCACUGGAAGGAUGUCUGGUUUGCCCACGGCCAGCUGGAAUUUGGUUUGAACUUCUUCUUCCAUUUUCUACAAUUCGACGAUGACGAUGAACCCCUAGAGGAUUGCGUUGAAACAAUGAACCGGUGUGUCAUGCUCCGGACGGGACCGGUUAAGAAGUUUACACUGGCGCAUUCAGAGUAUGAGGAGUAUUGCAUAUCUGGAAGACUUCCUAUGCCACUACCACCUGAUAUAGAUCGUUGGUGUCUUUUUCUGUCGAGACAUGGCAUUGAGGAACUUCACCUUUCUAUUCAUAAUUUUAAAGAAACAUAUAUUCUUCAAGAGUGUAUAAUCACUUGCCCUUCAAUUAAGCAAGUCCUUAUUGGUGGAUUCAGUUUUCGCUUCCCUGUUAAUUCACAUUGUGUGUUUCCUGCUGUCACUUCAUUGGUUUUUGAGUUUGUUAUAUUCGAGCCUGAUCCCUCUGGAACAGUCUACAGUCUUCCUAAUUUGGAGAAGCUUUCUUUUGAUAACUGUCCUGGGAUUGAUAAUUUUGUGAUUAGCGCACCAAAACUAAAGAGCUUAACUAUUGACCGUAGUUUUAAAAGUGUGGCUGCUUCAAGAUGGUUUGUGCUCCAUUUUGCUGUAAUCAAUACUCUUUACUUGCAUGCAGAUUUGUUGUCGCAUACACCUGAUGCCGUAGCUGCAAGGACGUUCCCAAUUGCAAAAAAUCUGCAAGUGGUUGUGAUUCAUCAUGUCAAUUUUGUUCGUGCGAAGCACUUCACCUUUGUUACCGAAUUGAUUCAAAAAUGUCCAACGCUACAUGAACUUGGAAUUGAGACAUCGCAUUAUUAUUGCCAAAGAGAUGAUGAAGAGGAUGCUUCGAGGAUUUUGGAGUAUCCCUUCAGCUGUGUUCUAAGAAAGGGACUGAAAAUGCUUAAAACGGUAAAGAUGCAAUUUUUUCAUGGAUACAGACUCGAAGUGCUAUUUGUUAAAACAAUCCUUUUAAACUCACCCUCCCUUGAGGAACUUGUUAUUACGAAAGUAGUCCACUUCAAGGCUCUCGAAAUCCUAGAGGAAGUUAUGAGCUUCUCUCGUUCAUCCCCAAAAGCCCAAGUUGUCUUCUUAGAGGAAAAGUAUGAGUCUACAAGUCAGCCUACCACAUAGGUUCUUCCAUGCAUGUGUUGCAUAUUCUCCGAUGUUUCUCUUGGUUUGCUAGAAGUUAAGAAAGUAUUUUAGUGGUUUGUAUCAACUUUAGUAAGUGCAUUACCUUUUAGAGUACUAUGAGCCAUUUGAUGUCUAAAGUGCACUGCAUUUUGCUCUAAAAACGUGUAAUUCUUUGGUCAAGUAGUAAUUUGUUAUUUGAUCUUUGGAGUUUACAAGGGUUUCUUAUAAUCAUAUAAGGUCUCCAAAUAAAUGUCAAUGGGAGAAGAAAAUACCAAGUAGCUGACUGCUCCGCUAUAAAGGCC
Molecule: messenger RNA, 3198 nt
Organism: Cuscuta epithymum
Lineage: Eukaryota; Viridiplantae; Streptophyta; Magnoliopsida; Solanales; Convolvulaceae
Source: the annotation of a GenBank genome assembly